AUGUCAGAGGAACAAUUCAAGCAGAGAUGGCUAUACACUCCUUUUAACGCUCAACUUAUCGACAAAACCGUUUCGUUCUACCCCAAACCUAAGAUCUCUCCCGAUGAGCGACCGGAGAUCCAGGCUCACCUUGCCGACUCUGAGAAGCAGCAGCUUUCUUCUCUCCACCGAGGACACCUUGGUAUUCCAGAAGAAAUUCUCAAAGCAGGAGCUUCUCAGUACGCCACUAUGUGCUCUAAUAUCAAUAAUAAGUUUAUGCUUUGCAAGCAAGAAACUCAUGGUGACCCCAGAGCCUGCCUAAAGCUCGGCAACGCUGUGAGCGAUUGCGCUGGUGAAUUCUUCCGAGAAGCGCUCAACCGAUGCAACAAAGAGCUCCUUGACUAUUCUGACUGCAUGGAGCAGGAUCCAAGAAGACGUCCCGUAUUCUGUAGACGAGUUCAGCUCACCUGGGACAAAUGCGCGCUUGAGAAACUUGGCUUAGAUAAGCAAUUCUGGACUUCUCCCGCUGGCCCAGUAGUCGAAGGCACUGUCCCCGCCAAGCCCAAGAACCCUCUUCAACUCAAGCCAACCGUCCGAAUGGACGACCCCGUUGAGGUCAAAUUCUAG
This is a messenger RNA of Oikopleura dioica, 606 nucleotides long. The record is from the annotation of a GenBank genome assembly. Lineage: Eukaryota; Metazoa; Chordata; Appendicularia; Copelata; Oikopleuridae.